This is a messenger RNA of Puntigrus tetrazona (Sumatra barb), 4896 nucleotides long. It is a transcript of the gene arhgef9b, whose product is annotated as Cdc42 guanine nucleotide exchange factor (GEF) 9b. Gene Ontology annotation, molecular function: protein binding; guanyl-nucleotide exchange factor activity. The transcript is spliced from 14 exons. NCBI's taxonomy places the organism in Eukaryota, Metazoa, Chordata, Actinopteri, Cypriniformes, Cyprinidae. Bases 439 to 3729 code for a protein of 1096 amino acids. The record is from RefSeq and is a predicted model, not a curated record.
GAGAAACACACUCGGCGCUGAAUUCAGUUUAAAACGUUUCUCUUUCAAAUCCACCUUUUUGAGGGUGAAUGUAAACGCCGCUGCGCUCCACUCGGAGCUGGACUCUUUGUAGAUGGAAGAGAGGCAGAAAUAAGUGGAUCAUGACUUCAAGCCUAAUGAGAGGAACUGGGCGUGUGUGUGUGUGUGUGUGUGUGUGUGUGUGUGUGGCGUCUGCUCGGUCUCUGUGGGGCAUCAGGCUGAGAAAACUCCUGGAGCAUGUUGACGAUUAACAAUCGGACAAAUCAUUAUAUUGGAAAAGCACUGCUGACGUGAAAGGAUUCGCACAGAAUGAUUUCUGCUCUUCUAUGACGCAAACGUUUUACUUUGGUUUCCCAAAUGUUGAUAAAAACGAUGCUUCCUAAGCUGGACACCUGACAUCUUGUCUUAAAAUGCGAGAGGAUGGACAGCGCAGCCAGCCCCGCGUCAGAGUCCAGUCUCUCCAAUGGAUUUGUCAAUAGCAUGUUCAACAUUUCAGUCGACGAAGAGAGCAAAGGCGAUAUCUCAUGGAUCCCGGAGUGCAGUUCCUCAGACUGCAUUAUUCCCGUUCAGACUCUCAGAAGAGAGAAGCAGGAGCCGGUGCGGCGCUCCAGGACGGCGGCCAUCUGGAGGAUCCUUCAGCGCCGUAAGACCCCCUCGGAGCUGGACAGACGCCCGCACUCCGUCAUCCUCCCCGGGGAAGCCUCCUUCCUCAAACUCUCCAUCACCAACAAAGUCAGGUCCUUCAAGAAGCUAAAGUCCCCGUCUGUUUUUCGAGGAAAAGCCGGUAAGGUUUCCGGCGUCGACCUCAAAGACGAGGCCGAUGAUGUGCAGAUGUGCAAGGACUCUCCUUCUUCAGACUUCAAGCAUGUGUUUAGGAAUAAAGCCAAGAGACAUUCGUUCGCGGGACACACUGCAGACUUCUACUGCUCAUUUGAGGACGUCUCUCCCGCUGGAGCACCAGACAACUUCCAGCAGGAGACCAGAAACACUGUCAGCAACCAGAACGGGUGUAAGUUCUCAGAAAGGGUCAUUUAUACAAAGAAAUCUCAUCCCAAUUACAACAAUUCGACAGAACAGGAAGACAGCUGUGUGAAGCAAAGCCUCAAGAUACCUCAAAGAAGACGCUGGUCCCGGGGCGGUGACGUAUUGAAUUACUUGAGAAGAAUUUCACUCAAAGGAAAAGGAAGUCAGACUCUGGCAGAGAGUAGUUUUGAGUCAAUGAAUGCUUUGGACAAAACCAUUGAUUCUGACUACGGCUCGGUCAACUUCGAACUGGUCAAGGAUUUGAACUCUACACCCGAACAAACAGGGAUCGAUGGCAAGAGCAGCCAUUUCCGAGGCCUACUCAGAUUUUUCAACAGCGUGGCCGAGACUGCAAUGAAAUGGAGAAACUCGUCGCGCUCUUUCUCCCCCCCUGAAGGACAGCAGUCGCCUCUCGGCUUAAGAAAGACACAGGAGACCAGAGAACUCCUGCCUUUGACGGUCAGGAGCGAGCACAAAGCAGAUACCUCAGAUCACGAUAAACCCGCGUUAUCUGCGGUCUCGCCUGUCAAUGCCAUGGUGGACUGCUCUCCUCCGGUGGUGCUGAAGGCCUGGAGAACGUGCCCAGACUCCCCGAGAGAUAACAGCUCUCUGUGUAAUAACUCAGACGAAUCGCAGUCCCAGCUCAGCUCCACUCACAUCUCUCUAGCCACCAUCGAGAGCCACCCGAGAUACGAAGAACCAGAGCCACCGAAAGACACACAGACUGGCUUUGAAAACACAGAAAUCCUGCAUCACUCAUCCAGCAAAGCUGUUGAUGAAAACCAAGAUGUUUGCACGGAUAGGAAGAAGACAAACUGCCCGGAGGACAUAUUUAAGACGCUGUCGCGGCCCCGGGGCCAGUCUCCCGCAGACCCUCCUCUCAGAGCCCUGCUCCAGCGCUGCCGCUCUCUGCCGCUGCCCAGUGCUCUGUCCGGCCUGGAGCCCAUCGCCCUCUCACACAUCCUCACUCCUCCAGCUAAAUCUGUGGUUCUCCGCAUGAGGAACAGCAGCACAGGACCUAACCGACGGAAGCGCUUUAGAUCAGGAUCUGGACCGCUGCAUGUUAACAUGCUGAUCAGCGGCGGCUCAGUGGUCAGCGCCGAGGCGGUAUGGGAUCACGUGACCAUGGCCGAGAGGGAGCUGGCCUUCAAGGCCGGGGACGUCAUCAAGGUCCUGGACGCCUCCAAUAAAGACUGGUGGUGGGGUCAGAUGGAUGACGAGGAGGGCUGGUUCCCCGCCAGCUUCGUGAGGGUUGAUCCCCACCCUCCUCAACCUUACACAAAACCAGUUUUCUAUAUCAACCCUAUAGCAACUCCAAGGUUCCAUAACACAACAGCAAAGCUGUGGGUUAACCAGGAAAAUGCGGGCACAGAGUCGUCCGAGGGUGCUGGCGAGGUGCAGAACGGACACAGCGACCCCGGCAACGGCUGCCUGUGCAUCGGUCAACCCCUGCAGAACCGAGACCAGAUGAGGGCCAACGUCAUCAACGAGAUCAUGAGCACGGAGCGCCACUACAUCAAACACCUGAAGGACAUCUGUGAGGGAUACUUGAGGCAGUGCCGAAAGAGGAUUGACAUGUUCAGUGACGACCAGCUGAAAGUGAUUUUUGGGAACAUCGAGGAUAUCUACAGAUUUCAAAUGGGAUUCGUGCGGGAUUUGGAGAAACAGUACAACAUCGAGGAGCCCCAUCUCAGUGAAAUUGGGCCGUGUUUUCUGGAACAUCAAGAUGGUUUCUGGAUCUAUUCUGAGUACUGCAACAACCACCUGGACGCCUGCAUGGAGCUGUCCAAGCUGAUGAAGGACGGCCGCUAUCAGCACUUCUUCGAGGCCUGCCGCCUGCUCCAGCAGAUGAUCGACAUCGCCAUCGACGGAUUCCUCCUGACCCCGGUGCAGAAGAUCUGCAAGUAUCCUCUCCAGCUGGCCGAGCUGCUCAAGUACACAGCACAGGACCACAGUGAUUACCGUUAUGUGGCAGCAGCUCUCGCUGUCAUGAGGAACGUCACUCAGCAAAUCAACGAGCGCAAAAGAAGACUGGAGAACAUCGACAAGAUCGCUCAGUGGCAGGCGUCGGUGCUGGACUGGGAGGGUGAUGAUAUUCUGGACAGAAGCUCAGAGCUGAUCUACACGGGCGAGAUGUCGUGGAUCUAUCAGCCGUAUGGACGCAGCCAGCAGAGAGUCUUCUUUCUGUUUGAUCAUCAGCUGGUCCUGUGCAAAAAGGACAUGAUCCGCCGGGACAUUCUUUACUACAAAGGGCGCAUUGACAUGGACCGCUACACGGUGAGAGAUGCCAUCGAUGGACGGGACGACGACUUUAACGUCAGCGUGAAGAACGCCUUCAAGCUGCACAACAGAGACAGCGAGGAGAUCCACAUCUUCCUGGCCAAGAAGCCCGAGGAGAAGAUCCGCUGGCUCAGGGCUUUCCACGAGGAGCGCAAGAUGGUCCAGGAGGACGAGAAAAUCGGCUUUGAGAUCUCUGAAUACCAGAAACGGCAGGCGGCCAUGACGGUGCGUAAAGUGGCCAAACAGAAAGGUGUGAGCCAGAGCAGGUGCGUGUCCCCGGCGGACCCCUCGCUCCACGACGACCCUCUGCACUCAGACCUAGUCGACUUCCACGUCUCCAAAUCAGGACCGUCUCCUUUCUGGCAGAACUUCAAUAAGCUGGCGUCGCUAAAGAACGGCAAAAAGUAGUCUGCUGGAGUGCAUUCACAAUCAUCUGGACAUCACUGACAAUCACUGAGCGCCGCGUGGUGCUCCUCGACUCAGAGACCAAACAGGGUAUUGCUUUCUGACUGACGGAGAGGACUUUGAAAACAGCAUUAUUCCUAGAGUUAGUGAAGAAGAACCUCCUCGGUCGCUGUAUACUCACUGAACUCAUUUCAUAUGAUAAAUAGAGAUGUUUUUGUAUGUCUAUAAAAGGUCAAGUAGAUUUUUGAAUUCGCCUCCAAAGGGGCUUAUUUUUGAUUGUAUUAAAUGAUUCCAUGAACACUCUGUAGUAAGCACACCCAAACAUCCACACGCUCUGGAUUUGAUGUUUUUCUGUUGGUGUCGUUGUCGUUGUCGUUGAUUUGUAAUAGCUACACUAAAUACUAUACUAUUUAUUAUCGUAGUGACUGGAGAAGAGCGAGCGGCUGUUUAUCGGUGCUGUCUGGAGAUCAGUCGGGACUCAACAUGUAUGCUGUUAUGUAUAUAUAGAUACACACACGUGCAUGUUUAUAUUUCAGAACAAAACAUAUGUUUACAUAUUAAAUAUAUUUAUAACAUUAAGUAUAUGAGAACUAAUACAGAGAUGUACAUACGUGUAAAUACUUUCCGCGUGUACUGUAUAUGUGUGUAUUUAUAUAUUCAUAAUAAAUGAACACGGCGUUCAGUGGUGACUGAUCCGCUGACAGCACUGGUUCAGACAGGUCCAGGAGCUAGAAGAAAUCAUUUCUACUGGACACCAAGGCCACUGAACCUCGUCUUGGUUCUCCACCAGGUUCCUCGGAGAACACGGGAUGUGUUUGUAGGAUGUGAGCUCACGUGAUUAACUCGUGACUAUAUAAUCUAAUCUAUCGGUGUUCGGUGAUAAUGCACUUCCUUAGUUCCUUUCUUAUGAAUGUUUAGUAUGAAUUUACAUUUUGUCAGCUGUAAUGAUGUGCUACGUUUUCAAGUAAAGAGUGAAAAUGAAGUUUUAAUUUAAACGCCUGCAUACAGGUUUCACAAGGCCACACAGAAGAGCCCAAAGCAUCGCUCUCUCACGUCAGAAACGAGCGUUAGCCGCAGUCAUGAUGUUCCACUAGAGUGAAAUUAUUUGUAUGUUUGAAUAUGAUCGAGCUCGACAGCAGAACACUGGUUAAUAAAGUGAUAUUAAACACA